Molecule: messenger RNA, 1937 nt
Organism: Helianthus annuus (common sunflower)
Lineage: Eukaryota; Viridiplantae; Streptophyta; Magnoliopsida; Asterales; Asteraceae
Product: pentatricopeptide repeat-containing protein At5g15300
Exons: 1
Coding region: 52-1698 (548 amino acids)
Biological process (GO): RNA modification
Molecular function (GO): RNA binding; protein binding
Source: RefSeq, a predicted model, not a curated record
CUAUAAGUAACCUAACAAAGCCUAGCCCAUUUCAAACAAAAUUGAUGUCUGAUGAUCAGAAGGCAAACAAACGACAAGAUCCCCAAUUAUCAUCAACGUUCAAAUUUAUGGCGCGAAUGCACCACUUUCAGAAAACUUAGACAAAUUCACGCUUCCAUGAUCAUAAAUGGCUUCAAUACCAAUCGGUUUAAUCUUCGAGAACUUAUAUACGUCUCAGCGUUGGUUAUUCCCUCUGGAAUUAGUUAUGCACACCAAGUGUUCGAUCAAAUUACCCAACCAGACCUCUUCAUGUGGAACACCAUGCUUAGAGGCUCAGCUCAAAGCCCCAACCCCAGUAAAGCCGUAUCGUUGUUUACCCAGAUGGAAAAACGAGACAUAUGGCCUGAUCGUUACACGUUUCCUUUUGUGCUCAAGGCCUGCACUAAGCUUUGUUGGGAUCAUGUGGGUUGUGCUGUUCAUGGAAAGAUUAUGAAACAUGGGUUUGAAGAGAACACGUUUGCGAGAAAUACGUUAAUCUAUUUUCAUGCUAAUGUUGGAGAUAUAGAUAUUGCCAGUGCCUUGUUUGAUUCUUCGGGUAAAACCCAAGUUGUUGCGUGGUCGGCUUUGACAGCUGGGUACGCGAGGAGGGGGAAGUUGGAUAUGGCAAGAAAGGUGUUCGAUGAAAUGCCUGAGAAAGAUUUGAUUUCGUGGAAUGUGAUGAUUACGGGUUAUGCAAAGAGAGGGGAAAUGGAAAGCGCUAGGGUGUUAUUCGAUCAGGUGCCGAAACGAGAUAUUGUCACGUGGAAUGCGAUGAUCGCUGGCUAUGUGAACUGUGGGUUAUACGCGCAGGCGUUAGAGAUGUUUGACGAAAUGCAAAGUUUGGGAGAACAACCCGAUGAAGUAACAAUGUUGAGUCUCGUUACAGCCUGCACGGAUUCUGGGGAUUUAGACAUUGGUGAAAAGAUCCAUCGUGCGGUUUUGGAUUUAGGUGGAGGAGAAUUAAGCAUUUUACUCGGUAACGCGCUAAUAGAUAUGUACGCGAAGUGUGGAAAUAUCGACAAAGCAUUCAAGGUUUUCCACAGUAUGAAAGAAAAAGUGGUAACAACAUGGAACUCCAUAAUCGGAGGUUUAGCCUUUCAUGGUCACUCUGAAGAAGCCAUUCGUAUCUUCAACGAUAUGUGUAGAUUGAAAUUAAAACCAAACGAUAUAAGUUUUGUCGGGGUGUUGGUCGCAUGCAGUCAUGCAGGGAGAGUUGAAGAAGGUCGGGAGUAUUUCCGUCUGAUGAGAGAGAAGUACAACAUCGAGCCGAACGUUAGGCAUUACGGGUGCAUGGUUGAUCUUCUUGGUCGUGCGGGACUUUUAAAAGAAGCGUUUGAAUUUGUAGACAAAAUGGAGAUAAAACCAAAUGCUAUCAUUUGGAGGACUUUACUUGGAUCAUGUAGAAUACAUAACGAUGUCGAGUUGGGUAGGCGUGCGAAUGAGGAGUUGGUUAAACUAAGGUGGGGUGAAAGCGGCGAUUAUGUGUUACUCUCGAACAUAUAUGCUUCACAAGGCGAGUGGGUCGGUGCUCAGAGUGUGAGGAAAGUGAUGGAUGAUAAAGGAGUGAGGAAAGAGGCUGCGAGUAGUUUAGUUGAUACUGAUGAAGACACUCUUAUGCAUUUCUUGUUUGACUCGAAAAGUCAAUCAAAAGUCAACAAGAAGCCUGGUUUGAUUCGCUAAGCAAAAGACGUAAUGGCAAUUUAUAUGCUAUACUUGUUAACACACAGUGCUUGUUUUACCGCAUGAUCAUUUCACCUAGGGUUGUAUAACAAACGUUAAGAUGAUUAGUUUGGAUUUUCUUCAUGAACAUUAACCUCUUUUCGGGAAACAUGUAGUACAACCAAGCUCUAACGUGUCUCAACAACCCACAGUGCUUAUUUUACCGCAUGAUCAUGGCGGAUAGGCGAGAGUGCGUGUUC